UCGAGGCAGCAGUCUCCAACCGCCACACACCCACAUUACUUUUGUGUCAACCACUUCGCGGGAGUUGUCACUACAGGAGCAAUCAUCCCCUUUAAACUACCCACACUAUAAACGGACAACCGGAAGGGCAACAAUGUCUGACAGAAAGGCAGUGAUAAAAAAUGCCGACAUGUCGGAGGACAUGCAGCAGGACGCCGUGGAGUGUGCCACACAGGCCCUGGAGAAGUACAACAUCGAGAAAGACAUAGCCGCAUACAUCAAAAAGGAGUUUGACAAGAAAUAUAACCCCACUUGGCACUGCAUCGUUGGGAGGAACUUUGGCAGUUACGUGACUCAUGAGACCAAGCAUUUCAUUUACUUCUACUUAGGUCAGGUGGCCAUUCUGCUGUUCAAGUCUGGCUGAGGCAAGGCAUUUUCUCAAUCCCAGCUGACCAUACAUAACAGUACUGACUGACUCCACAAAAGGCACUUAUCAUUCCUUGGCAAGGGGCCGCUGCCUUUUUCUGUGCUGCUUUCUACUUUGUUGUUUUUGAGGAUAAAAAAAAAAAAACGUGGCCAUGUUAAAGAGAUGAAACACAUGUAUUUAUUUUUGUCUUGUUAUAUUAGACAUGUCCUUUUUUUUAAUUAAAGCGUAGCUGUUAAGCUGUCUGGG
This is a messenger RNA of Melanotaenia boesemani (Boeseman's rainbowfish), 652 nucleotides long. RefSeq names its product dynein, light chain, LC8-type 1 (gene dynll1). Gene Ontology annotation, molecular function: dynein light intermediate chain binding; dynein intermediate chain binding. The record is from RefSeq and is a predicted model, not a curated record. The coding region runs from base 134 to 403 and encodes 89 amino acids. NCBI's taxonomy places the organism in Eukaryota, Metazoa, Chordata, Actinopteri, Atheriniformes, Melanotaeniidae. Gene Ontology annotation, cellular component: cytoplasmic dynein complex. Gene Ontology annotation, biological process: microtubule-based process; cilium assembly. The transcript has 3 exons.